AUGACUGGGCACGAACCAGCAGACAUAACACACCGCCCGUCUGUAUCCCCCCCGAUAUCAAGUGGUGCUUCGUCCUCCUCGGAGUCGGACUUUCCGCAGCCUACCUCCCCUCGGCCAGCGUCGCGACGAACGCGGAUGGAAAGACCUCGACUGGGUGACAGACAGAGAUCCAACACCAUUAUUGUACCCAAGGGUCGAGACGUUGUUCAACGAGAAAGGCCCGAAUACCCUCCGGAUGACGCCCGAGCAAUGAGUCCACGACGCAACAGUGAGGACAUUGAGAGGAUAGAGCGUGGUCUUCGCGAGACGUUGAAAGAACAAGCGCGAAACCUACAGUCCUCACUCGCCGCACUGGCGGAAAAGAUCGAUGAGGUCAAGAAUGAUCACGACAAGCUCGAGACCGAGAACCGCUUCCUGCAGGAUUACAUCGGUGGCUUGACAAGAACAAUGUCGAGAGACAAUCUCGGCCGAAGUGCAAGCACCAGCAGCAAGAAGAAGGGCAAACGAUGA
Messenger RNA from Cladophialophora bantiana CBS 173.52, 510 nucleotides. RefSeq lists its product as uncharacterized. The transcript has 2 exons. The coding region runs from base 1 to 510 and encodes 169 amino acids. NCBI's taxonomy places the organism in Eukaryota, Fungi, Ascomycota, Eurotiomycetes, Chaetothyriales, Herpotrichiellaceae. The record is from RefSeq and is a predicted model, not a curated record. Gene Ontology annotation, cellular component: trans-Golgi network.